AUGGCACCAAAGGAAAGCGAGAAGAAAAUGAUGGCGGAGAAAGUCGCCAAAGUCCGUGAAGUUGUUGAUAAUGUAACAAAUAACGACAUCAUCAUGGUUCUUCAUUCGUUCGAUCUUGAUGUUAAUAAAACAAUUUCUGCUUUCUUGGAAGAUGGAGCCUCUAGCAUUCUUGGUGGAUGGGUAACAUCUACUGGGGUCAGUGUCACAGCUGCUAAAAAGAAAAAGAACAAGAGCAAGAAGCCCUCCGAGUCCGCCACACCUGAAGCAGCUCCCACUGCUCCCGUGCCUACAAAGAGUGCUCCAGCUCCGGUUGUUGCUGCUCCAGCCUCUUCUUCGGUAAAUAAAUCUGCUGCUGCUUCUAAACCAGUUGCCAGCACUCCAGCUCCAACUGACGCUCUGUCUGCUGCAUUCAAGUCAAUCCGACUUGCUCUGAAUGAGCGUGAGAAAGAGUUGAAGCAAUCAAAUUCCACAAAGCUUGACACCUCUGCGAUUCUUCAAGCAAUCGCAUCCCUCGGAGGUUCGUCGAAGCCAAUCACCAACGGAAAACCGGCAUCUACACCAGCCAAGCAAGCCGUUUCUCCACCACCACCAGCAGCUGGACCUAUCAAGCAUGCUACCAGCCAAUCGAGCAUCACCUCAUCAGUUGGUGCCGAUUCUGGAGUUAACCUUAGUCCAACACACAAAGAAGAGAAAAAGGCUGCUCCAAAGACGGUCAUCAAUUCAGGAGGAGUUCAACUCACUUCUUCUGGGCUCUCUGCUGACCAGUUGGCUGCUCUUCAACAGACUCUCCAGCUCACAAUGGCAGCUCGUGGUCUCGACGCCUCAUUGAUCACAUCUUCGGAAAACAUGCCACGUAGACCGAAAAACAAUAACAACAACAAAUCGUCGAAUGACGGCAAGAAGGGCCACAAAGGAGCCCAGAAGGACCAACCAAAAUUGUCCAUUCUGUAA
Caenorhabditis remanei is the source of this 951-nucleotide messenger RNA. RefSeq lists its product as uncharacterized. NCBI's taxonomy places the organism in Eukaryota, Metazoa, Nematoda, Chromadorea, Rhabditida, Rhabditidae. Gene Ontology annotation, cellular component: cytoplasm. Gene Ontology annotation, molecular function: protein binding. The coding region runs from base 1 to 951 and encodes 316 amino acids. The record is from RefSeq and is a predicted model, not a curated record. The transcript is spliced from 4 exons.